This is a messenger RNA of Nothobranchius furzeri (turquoise killifish), 6129 nucleotides long. It is a transcript of the gene nol11, whose product is annotated as nucleolar protein 11. The record is from RefSeq and is a predicted model, not a curated record. Gene Ontology annotation, molecular function: RNA binding. Gene Ontology annotation, biological process: maturation of SSU-rRNA. Gene Ontology annotation, cellular component: nucleolus; nucleus. NCBI's taxonomy places the organism in Eukaryota, Metazoa, Chordata, Actinopteri, Cyprinodontiformes, Nothobranchiidae.
CGAUAUUCUGCGAGAUCCACUUUCUUCUCGUCCAGCAUGGCUGCGUUGUGUGAGGGGUACACGUUGUGCGGACUUGUUCCAGCUCAAAAUCGGUUAUGUUCGGGUCUUCGGGGGAUCGAAGAGGAGAGAGACAGCGACCAUGUCAUCGUGACGGAAUCAACUAGAUGCGCGACGCUCUACAAGGUGUCAGACCAGAAGCCUCUGAGCAGCUGGACAGUGAAACAAGGACAGUCUCUGACCAGUUCAGCUGUUUUUAACACUAAAACCAGCGAGUAUGUAGCGGUGUCGGACAACAAGGUGAUACGAAUAUGGAAGGAAGAAGACAUACUGUUAGACAAGGCUUUCAAAGCAACGGUGUCGGCGGAUGUCUGGAUGGUGCACUGUCCACGAGGAGGAGAGCCUGUGGUUUUGUUUCAAAGAGGAGAUGUAAGGCUUUUGGACUCGCUGCUGGCUGCUCCCCACCAGCCCGUACAGGAGGUCCUGGCUCAGGAAGAGUCCAUCAGGUGGAGCACCAGCAUUGUGACAGAAAUGCAACAAAUGGUCAUUUUCACAACUGAACUGAAAGGAGAUCAUUUCCUUUGCCUGCAGAGACUGAACCCAAAUUCUUUACAGAGGUACCACCUGGAGAGGGAGGAGCCGGGCCUCUCACCCCUCAGCUUCUCAACCUCCUACAGGGAUAAACACAUCUGCCUGCUGUACCUCUACCCUAACGGUCACGUGUAUGAGAGUUUGAUCUCUGUUCGGGGUUCAGGAGCCGGCGAAGGCUCCGAAGCGCUCUCGCUGCCGCGUAGUCUGAUCCUGAGUCUUCCUGUGGGCGAUGACCUGCUGGAAGCAGCUGCAGCCGUCGUCCUGGACGAUGCUCACGUAGCUGUGGUGGGGGUUCCACACCCUUGUGCCGGACCCGGUAAAGACUUUCUCUGCAUCUGGAACACAAACUUUCAGACGCUUCAAGCUGGUAAAGAAAUGGCGGGUAAACUCUACGGGCAGCUGUGGAGUUAUUCAAACAAGUUGUUUAUUCCACAUGGGAAAACCCUGUCCGUUAUACCGUUUGCGUGUCCCAAAUCGUGUCUCGCCUCUGCUUUGGGGAAACUAAAGCAGGCCAGGGCUGAAGAUUCCAGACCUCCGGCUUUGGUGCCCUCUUGGAACAACAUUCUGCACGGAGAAAAGCAUCAACCUCCUAAAACAGCGGAGAUCAGGAAGACUAGAACCACUCGUAGGACCCAGUCGUCACCUUGUUUAACAACUGACCAAGUACUAGAACUGAUCAAGACAGCAUCAGCAGAAGAGGUCAAAAAAGAAGUGGAAGGCCUCCUGACCAGGCAGGACGUCCAGGACCUGCAGCUGUCUUUGGGGCAGCUAGCAGUAACCCUCGUGUCCCGAAGCCUGGCUGAGCCGGCUUUUUAUACUCCCAGCACCCUGCAGCAACUGGUACACACCCAGUGCCUCUGUCACAGCAUCUGCCCUGAUCUGGUGGCUCUGGCUCUUGAGAAGAAGGAUUACUUUCUGUGUCAGCUCUGCUUACAGUUCUUCCCCGACAUCCCAGAGGUGAUCACAUGCGCCUGCCUCAAGGCUUUUAUCAGUUUGCCAGACGCAGAUGCUGAGAGGUUGAGUCUAGAGCCUGACGGGGUGUCUUUUAUGCAAAUACUAAUCUCAAGAGAGCACGAUCAGGUUGGCCUGCAGAACGGAUUUACUUCUACUUCCUGUGAGGAUGAGGACGCCGGAAGUGGUCAGCAGAGAAGAAGAAAAGACGAGGAGAAUGCCAGAAAUCCACCAGAACCAGUUUGUCCAGUGGGGGUCCACAAAGCAGCUCUAAUAAAUGAGGUCCUGCAGGCGGCAUACAGCGACACGUUCCUUCUCCCACACCUUAAGGAUCUUUCCUCUCAACACGUCAUCCUUUUCCUCCAGUACCUGCAGUUUCUUUACCAACAAUAUUCUCUUGAAGCUUUCCCACAGAAGCACAGCUUCAGGUCACCAAGUCAGAAUCAGAUCAUGGAUUGGGUUUGCAUGCUGUUGGAUGCCCAUUUCACAGUUCUAGUGAUGACUCCAGAGGCUAAAGGCUUAUUGCAGAACCUUCACAGAUUUGUUGAUUGUCAGGUGAAGCUGUUUCUUCAGCUUGGAAAGAUCGAAAGUAGCCUCCAGCAGAUAAAUGAGAUGAAGGUGAAGGAAGACGUCGGGGCGUACUCCAUCGAGGUCAUCGAGCUGUUUUAGACAAGUGAAUAGGAGUAUUUUAAUCAAUUUCCACUCUUUCUGACUCACUGGGUUACAAACUGUAAGUGGUCCAGGAAUCCAGGUCUUUUACCGUUUAUGGUAAAGGAUGGAAUACCGUUGGCGCUGCGACAGCUGCACAUGUCUGUGAAUCCUUUUGUAAAUGCGUUUCAGCUCCUUGAAUGUGUUUUGCAUGUUAAUUCGGUGUCUGCUUACGUCAGAAUGGCUAUUUAGUGAAAUACGGACUAAUGCCACCCACAGGCACCAAUAAAAUAAAGUUUUUUAAACUAUUAUAAUUGUGACAUAACAUCAACCACAAAAGUCAGUGUUUUUGUUAGAAUACAUCUACGUGUAAAUCUGUUUUUUUUUUUUUUACAUAGAACUAAGCCUGUUGAAUAUGCAGUUUGUGUGACAUUAUUUCUAUGAAAAGAUGCUGCACAACGCCAUGUUAGUGAAAUGGUCAUUAAUCACUUGUAAUUCAAAUCAGUACAUUGUUUUUAUGCCUUUAUACAAAAUGUUCUUUAGAUAGUCCACAACUCCAGACAUUUAAGGCAACGAAUUCUGGAUAAAAAGUAUUAGAAACUCAUUUGAAUAGAGAAAAAACACCAUGGUCCAGAGGUUUUCACAUUUUUAGGCAUCUAAUCCUAGCCUGACAAGCCAGACUAUAUAUGUGAAUAUAUAGUCUGGCCACGACCAUAGACGCCACGACCCAUUGAGGGCUUUCAGUCGUGGGGCGGGCUCUACGGUUGUCUUUCAAACUUUCUGCAUGCAAUUGGAUAGCACUAGGACCAAUCAGAAUAACGAACAACGUGACGUAAUCACAGCGACGGAAAAGCUCAGGGAGGCAGCAAUGGCAUCUAACAUCAAUGAUUUCUGUCGUUUUUGUAUGAAAAACAUGCGAAUAUCAGGUGUACUGGGACAUUGCACUACCUUGUUUGAUAAAAAUAAGAAGCCGCCAAGUAUACCCGACAGACUUUUGCUCGUUGGAUUGGAGAUUAAAAAACGAUCAGGGAAGUCUAACCGUGUCUGUAGGGGUUGUGUCUCUACGUUAUCAGGAGUGGAAAAAUAUCUUUCACUGUAUUGGAGAUGGGUGGAAAACGAGAAGGACGAUGAAUCCUGUGCAAGAGAAAGCGCGACAAACUCCGAAAAAAGAAACCGAGAACCGUCUCCUCCUAAAACUCCAAGGGCACUGAAAAGGUUUUGCCACAAAGCUACAAGUCCAGGAAUAAAUAAUGUGAGAAGGAGUAUUAAUGCGGCCAUCACCAAGCAGAAUGUAUGUGACACCGAGGAGUCUACGAUAGUGGAACAUAUCACUAACAGGAAAUGGGCAGCAGCGGCUAAGUUCAUCAUGAACCAUAAAGACUUAACUCAAGAAGUAAAAAAAAACAUACUUUCACUGCUUGAGAAUGAGUGCAAGACAAUUUGCAACCCCAACAACAAUUUCAUUUUGUGGAGGUCAUCGCCAGAAGAUCUGAAGUCCUUCUCAUUUGACAAGCUUGAAUCAGACCUACAGCGUCUGUCACCACUUCUGUUCUCUAUCUUUGCUACCAUCUGCAACAACUCCAGUCCUGUCAUCUGUGCUGCUUCUGCUACUUUGCAACGCAAGAAUUUGGUCUAGUUCACUAGGCUAAUCUAAUCCAUGAAAUUACAAUUGCAAAAGAGUUGUGACCCCUUAUUGUUGGCUAGGCUGAGCAAGUACUGCUAAAAAGUAAAUUAAAGAUAAAAACAAAUAGUUUCUACCAGUUAUUGCAAUUGUGGAAUUUUAUUUUUUGUAAUUGCAAAUAUAUUCUAUUGGGAAUCAAGUUCAAGCUUAAUGUUUUCAUUUAAAAGGCAUUUGAACAAAAGGAUAGGUUUAACAUUUUAAGAAUGUAGAUGAUAGCAACAAAACUUGAGUAAAAAAAAAUCUUGUCCUGUACUGGCCUCAUGAAUUAGACCAAGAUCUUACCUUGUAAAAUUUAUAUAUAUGCAUGUAACUUCUUAAUGCAAUUAUCUAAUCAACCAACCACAUGGCAGUUGCUUUAAUGUAUUUAAGGGUGUGGUACUGGUCAAGACAAUCUCCUGAACUCCAAACUGAAUGUCAGAAUGAGAAAGAAAGGUGAUUUAAGCAAUGUUGAGAGUGGCAUGGUUGUUGGUGCCAGAUGAGUAUUUCACAAUCAGCUCGGUUACUGGGACUUUCACGCACAGCCAUUUCUAGGGUUUACAAAGAAUGGUGUGAAAAGUGAAAAACAUGCAGUAUGCGGUAGUUUUGUGGGUGAAAAUGCCUUGUUGAUGCUAGAGGUCAGAGGAGAAUGGGCCGACUGAUUCCAGCUGAUAGCAAUUUUGACUGAAAUAGCCACUUGUUACAGCUGAGGAAUGCAGCAAAGCAUUUGUGAAGCCACAACACACACAACCUUGAGAUGAAUGGGCUACAACAGCAGAAGACCCCACCGGGUACCACUCAUCUCCACUACAAAUAGGAAAGAGGGGCUACAGUUUGCAAGAGCCCACCAAAAUUGGACAGUUGAAGACUGGAAAAAUGUUGCCUGGUCUGAUGAGUCUCGAUUUCUGUUGAGACAUUCAAAUGGUAUUGUCAGAAUUUGCCGUAAAUGAGAACAUGGAUCCAUCAUGCCUUGUUACCACUGUGCAGGCUGGUGGUGGUGGUGUAAUGGUAUGGGGAAUGUUUUCUUGGCACACUUUAGGCCCCUUAGUGCCAAUUGGGCAUUGUUUAAAUGCCACAGGCUACCUGAGCGUUGUUUCUGACCAUGUCCAUCCCUUCAUGACCUCCAUGUACCCAUCCUCUGAAGUCUACUUCCAGCAGGAUAAUGCACCAUGUCAAAAAGCUUCAAUCAUUUCAAAUGGGUUUCUUGAACAUGACAAUGAGUUCACUGUACUACAAUGGCCCCCCACAGUCACCAGAUCUCAACCCGAUAGAGCAUCUUUGGGAUAUGGUGGAACAGGAGCUUCGUGCCCUGGAUGUGCAUCCCACUAAUCUCCAUCAAUUGCAAAAUGCUAUCCUAUCAAUGUGGGCCAAAAUUUCUAAAGAAUGCUUUCAGCACCUUGCUGAAUCAAUGCCACGUAGAAUUAUUCAACAGGACAGAAGUUAGAAUUGUUUAUAUAUUUUAGCUUUCUUGUAAUUAUAUAUUAAUAUUUCACUGUAUUAACAAUCUAAUAUUAUCUGGGACACCCCUAAAGUGGUCUGUACCAUGUGUUAGCUACCAAUUGUCACGUGACCAUGUUGACGUUGAUUAUUAAUAUCGUAGUUAUUUAAUCCUCUGGAGGUCUUUCGACCGUGUUUCAGUCGUGUUUCUCAUUUAUAGGUCGAUGGUUUCAGCCACAAGCAGUUCAACUCAAAAUAAGUACCAGAUAGUUUUCACUUUUCCUUUUAAAUGUUUUUACCAUUAAAAACAUGUUAAAGAGUAACUAAACUCCAAAAUAACCUUUUUUGCUUAUAAACUGUAUAACUGGAUCUUUACAAAUCAGUCUGUCUUUUUCUGUGCAUUUUUUGACAUGUUUGCGUAAACUUGAUUCAGUCUAGAAUCUAGGUCUUAAAAUGUCUUAGUGCUGCCCCCUGUGGGUUGAACUGUGACUACUGCAUUUUAAAUUUGUGAUUGACCAGGGCUGGUACAAUUCAUGUCAUCAGUACAGUCUCCUCCCACUCCCCCUCCCUCCCGGGAUGGAAAUUCCCAACACUUGGCCAUGCCACUCCAUCCCUCCUGGCAACGCCCACUUUCAUAGCAUUUUUCAAAUCUUGACUAAGGGUGGAGUUACGUUUUCUGAUGGUGUGCAGUCCCUCUUUAAGUAUCUGUGGGUUGAUGCUAACAUUGUCAAGCUAAAAUUUUGGGUUUUCUUUUCAAUAUAUCGUGUUAAGGGUGUGUAGUUGACGUUUCUUUACUAUAUUGCAUCUUGCUCACCCAAAAUAAGUAAAUAAAAGUUAUUUUCAAAAUA